GGCGUGCGGCGCCGUUGCGGGCGGGAGCGGCUGCAACGCCGGUGCCUGAGGAGCGAUGCCGAGGGAAAUCAUCACCCUACAGUUGGGCCAGUGCGGCAAUCAGAUUGGGUUCGAGUUCUGGAAACAGCUGUGCGCCGAGCAUGGUAUCAGCCCCGAGGGCAUCGUGGAGGAGUUCGCCACCGAGGGCACUGACCGCAAGGACGUCUUUUUCUACCAGGCAGACGAUGAGCACUACAUCCCCCGGGCCGUGCUGCUGGACUUGGAACCCCGGGUGAUCCACUCCAUCCUCAACUCCCCCUAUGCCAAGCUCUACAACCCAGAGAACAUCUACCUGUCGGAACAUGGAGGAGGAGCUGGCAACAACUGGGCCAGCGGAUUCUCCCAGGGAGAAAAGAUCCAUGAGGACAUUUUUGACAUCAUAGACCGGGAGGCAGAUGGUAGUGACAGUCUAGAGGGCUUUGUGCUGUGUCACUCCAUUGCUGGGGGGACAGGCUCUGGACUGGGUUCCUACCUCUUAGAACGGCUGAAUGACAGGUAUCCUAAGAAGCUGGUGCAGACAUACUCAGUGUUUCCCAACCAGGACGAGAUGAGCGAUGUGGUGGUCCAGCCUUACAAUUCACUCCUCACACUCAAGAGGCUGACGCAGAAUGCAGACUGUGUGGUGGUGCUGGACAACACAGCCCUGAACCGGAUUGCCACAGACCGCCUGCACAUCCAGAACCCAUCCUUCUCCCAGAUCAACCAGCUGGUGUCUACCAUCAUGUCAGCCAGCACCACCACCCUGCGCUACCCUGGCUACAUGAACAAUGACCUCAUCGGCCUCAUCGCCUCGCUCAUUCCCACCCCACGGCUCCACUUCCUCAUGACCGGCUACACCCCUCUCACUACGGACCAGUCAGUGGCCAGCGUGAGGAAGACCACGGUCCUGGAUGUCAUGAGGCGGCUGCUGCAGCCCAAGAACGUGAUGGUGUCCACAGGCCGAGACCGCCAGACCAACCACUGCUACAUCGCCAUCCUCAACAUCAUCCAGGGAGAGGUGGACCCCACCCAGGUCCACAAGAGCUUGCAGAGGAUCCGGGAACGCAAGUUGGCCAACUUCAUCCCGUGGGGCCCCGCCAGCAUCCAGGUGGCCCUGUCGAGGAAGUCUCCCUACCUGCCCUCGGCCCACCGGGUCAGCGGGCUCAUGAUGGCCAACCACACCAGCAUCUCCUCGCUCUUCGAGAGAACCUGUCGCCAGUAUGACAAGCUGCGUAAGCGGGAGGCCUUCCUGGAGCAGUUCCGCAAGGAGGACAUGUUCAAGGACAACUUUGAUGAGAUGGACACAUCCAGGGAGAUUGUGCAGCAGCUCAUCGAUGAGUACCAUGCGGCCACACGGCCAGACUACAUCUCCUGGGGCACCCAGGAGCAGUGAGUCCCCCAGGACAGGGACCCUCAUCUGCCUUACUGGUUGGCCCAAGCCCUGCCUGACUGACCACCCCCUCAGAGCACAGAUCAGGGACCUCACGCAUCUCUUUCUCAUAUACAUGGACUCUCUGUUGGCCUGCAAACACAUUUACUUCUCCUCUUAUGAGACUAUUUAUCUUUAAUAAAGCACUGGAUAUAAAUCAA
Homo sapiens (human) is the source of this 1608-nucleotide messenger RNA. RefSeq names its product tubulin gamma 1 (gene TUBG1). Gene Ontology annotation, cellular component: pericentriolar material; apical part of cell; condensed nuclear chromosome. The coding region runs from base 56 to 1411 and encodes 451 amino acids. Gene Ontology annotation, molecular function: structural molecule activity; GTP binding. Gene Ontology annotation, biological process: microtubule nucleation; meiotic spindle organization; spermatid development. The record is from RefSeq and is marked reviewed. The transcript has 11 exons. Lineage: Eukaryota; Metazoa; Chordata; Mammalia; Primates; Hominidae.